Molecule: messenger RNA, 1905 nt
Organism: Lotus japonicus
Lineage: Eukaryota; Viridiplantae; Streptophyta; Magnoliopsida; Fabales; Fabaceae
Exons: 1
Coding region: 236-1354 (372 amino acids)
Biological process (GO): chloroplast organization; regulation of DNA-templated transcription
Cellular component (GO): chloroplast
Molecular function (GO): double-stranded DNA binding
Source: RefSeq, a predicted model, not a curated record
AAAAACUGAUCAAUAAAUUUUUUAGAUCAAUUAGUUAUUCAACUACCAACUAAUUUUCAUGUUUUUUUUAUAAGGUAAAGAAAAAAAGAAUUAUUUAUCUCUUUUGAAUGACAAUUAUGUUUCAGCUGAGGUAACAAUUAUGGUCUAUCAAGUGCCUCUGUUUUCGGUGUUCGUUUAGCUGCUGUGUAAACCAAACGCGGUGGUUACUGGAAACUGCGGCGGUAGUGGCACGAAAAUGUACAAUCUCAUCAUGUUCCAGUUUCGUUUUCACCGGCGAAGAGCCCUUCUUCUUCAACUGAAACCCUUCUUCCCCUACCCAUUAUCAAUACCUCACAACUUCUCAACCACUUGUGAUUCUUCCGAUAAACAAUCCUUCACCCUUUCAUAUCUCACGAACACUUGUGGCUUUUAUCCCCAAGCUGCUCUCAAAGCAGCCAAGCGAGUUCGUUUCAACGACACAAACAAGCCCGACUCGGUUAUCGCCUUCUUCACAAACCACGGUUUCUCCAUCUCCCAGACACAGAACAUCAUCGGCAAGGUACCAGAGCUUCUUACAUGCAACCCCACCAAAAGGGUUUUGCCCAAGUUUCAAUUUUUAGCCUCCAAAGGUUUUGACAUAGUUACCACUGUGACUAGGGCCCCAUAUUUCCUGCUUAAAAGCCUUGAGAAUCACAUUAUACCUGCAUUUGAAUUUGUCAGGAGAUUCUCUCCAUCUGAUGAAAAAGCAUUAGCUUGUGCACUUUUUGGUUCCACUUCCUAUACUAUUGCUCUCAUGAAAUCAAAAGUACAAUUGUUGCUUGAUAUGGGAGUGCCACCCUCAAACAUAUACAUUUUGCUUAGAACUAGGCCCUCUAUGCUCGGAUGUGCUAACAUGAAGGAGGCCGUGGAGGAAGUCAAGGGAUUGGGAUUUCAUCCCUCCAAAACGCAUUUUGUUGCAGCAUUACAGGCCAAAAGUUCUAUACCCAAAUCACUUUGGGAUGCCAAACUCGAUGCCUUUAAGACAUGGGGCUGGUCUGAAGAUGUUGUUCUGGAUGCAUUUAGGAGGGAUCCCCACAUUAUGCUAAACUCAAUCAAAAAAGUUAAUGCAGUGAUGAAUUUUUGGGUCGGCCGUCUUGGUUGGGACCCUUCAGUGCUUCUAGCAGCGCCAUGCCUUUUUGGAUAUAGUUUGGAGAAAAGGCUUAUGCCAAGGGCUUUAGUUGUCCAGUAUCUUCUCUCCAGAGGUUUGAUGAAGAAGAAUGCUAGCUUAAGUUCACCAUUUAUGUAUACAGAUAAGUUGUUCCUGCAAAAAUUUGUGGAAUGUUUUGAGGAGGAGGAAACAUCUAAGCUACUAAGUCUAUAUCGUGGAGGAUGCUAGCAUCUGGUACUUUGUUAACUCAUGAAUACUGAUUUCUGUGUAAGCCAGCAUAGCAUUGAUACUAGAAUACUGGAAAUGUCAGGGGAGAAAUCAUCUUCAAUUUUCAUUUUGGAUUUUGAUUGUACAACAGUCAGUUUUCAUCAAUAUCUUAGCUGUUAUAUGAGUUUGUGAUUAUAGGACUAAGUCCUGGAUCUUGCCUUCCCUUGCUACUGAUUUGUGGAUAUUUGUGACUAUUGCAUGAAAUGAUUCUGUAGAAUUGACCAUGUCAAUUUGGUAUAAAUUUCUUUCAUUUUUAUGUCUCUGUAAUCUGGUUCAUAUUUUUCAAUGCUCCAAUCAUAGUAAUUUUUGAAAUGACCAUUAAUCUGAUUGUCCGAAGUAAUUAAUAUGAUACUUGUUGAAAUGACCAUUAAUCUGAUUGUCUGCAGAAGAUUUCCUCAUAAAGAAAGUUGUGUAUAAUGUUUAUUGACUAUAUAUGAUUUGGUAACUCAGUUUCAAAUGUUUAUAAAUUCAUGGUAAAUGUUUAUAAAUUCAUGGCACUAGCUGUAGUUUCA